This is a messenger RNA of Pseudo-nitzschia multistriata, 1395 nucleotides long. Lineage: Eukaryota; Bacillariophyta; Bacillariophyceae; Bacillariales; Bacillariaceae. The record is from the annotation of a GenBank genome assembly.
GAAAAACUGGUAUCAACAACCCAUGUUUAAAAAAAACGUACGGUACAAGAUACAAUACAAUUCUUCUUCUAGCAGCAUGGUUUCCGAUGACAACGACACGCACCCCAUCGAUGGGACAAAUGGGUCUGGAGGGGAGACGGUGGCAGCCGGGGAAAGCGAUGAAAACCAAACCCACGGCGACGGAACAGGAAUCGUCCACCUGGAGAUCGGGUCGUGUUCUACCGUCCCGUUUUAUCGUGCCUCCCACCUGCGGUACAUAGGCCAUUUGGGCAACAAGCUGGAUUCCCCCUCCAGCUAUAUGGGUGCGGUUACGGAGCAUUUGCGGAUGAGCGGUAUUUAUUGGACCUACACGGCGCUCUCCCUGCUGGUGUCCCCGUCCGAGGCGGACGCGAUCAUCGGAAACGAAAGCAGCAGGGCCAGCGACCACCAGCCGCAACCGCCAGAAACAGAAUUGCCGCUCCCCCGCUUGGUCGAGUGGGUGCUGCGGUGCUACGAUCCCAGAUCGGGCGGGUUCGGUGGCAACGUCGGACACGACGGCCACCUCCUCUACACCCUGUCCGCCCUGCAGAUCCUGGUAGUGGCGAAGUACGAUCUGAACAAGCUCGCCGUCCGGGACAUUGCCGCAUUCGUGGUCUCGCUGCAGCAAGCCGACGGGAGCUUUGCCGGYGACGAGUGGGGAGAGAUCGACACCCGCUUUGGAUACUGUGCCCUGAGUGCGCUCUCCAUUUUGGGUAGCCACUGCUCCACCGUCGGCAUCCACAGCGUCGACGUCGCGAAGGCCGUCGACUACAUCGCCUCCUGCCAGAACCCGGACGGGGGCUUUGGGUCCAUGAGGGGGGCGGAAUCGCACGCGGGGCAGGUCUUUUGCUGCGUAGGGGCACUGAGCAUCGCCGGAUCUCUGGGCGUGAUCCGCCACCCGGACCUCCUGGCGUGGUGGCUCUCGGAGCGCCAGUGCGACUCGGGCGGGCUGAACGGCCGGCCCGAGAAACAGGCCGACGUGUGCUACUCCUGGUGGAUCCUCAGCGUCCUGAGCAUCCUGGACCGGCUCGACUGGAUCUCGGCGGAGAAGCUGGCGGGAUUCAUCGCCCGSGCGCAGGACGAAGACGACGGGGGCAUAGCGGACCGCCCGGAGGACAUGCCCGACAUCUUCCAUACGUUUUUCGGCAUCGCCGGGCUCUCCCUCCUGGGGAAGCUGCCCGAAUCGUACCGGAGGAUCGAUCCCGUGUACGCCCUACCGGUGGACGUCGUGGAGCGCUGUGGSUUGUCGGCGCAGAUUGUUCGCCGGAGCCGCUGCGACCCGGAAAACAGCGGUGGGAGAUUCUCGCACCGGUACGAUGUGCUCGAACGRAUAUAACGGCACAACACAUCGCAGCACAAUAACACGCAAACACAACC